Messenger RNA from Trichogramma pretiosum, 3193 nucleotides. Its product is annotated as nuclear factor NF-kappa-B p110 subunit-like. The transcript has 16 exons. The coding region runs from base 248 to 3067 and encodes 939 amino acids. Gene Ontology annotation, cellular component: cytoplasm. The record is from RefSeq and is a predicted model, not a curated record. Gene Ontology annotation, biological process: non-canonical NF-kappaB signal transduction; response to cytokine; canonical NF-kappaB signal transduction. NCBI's taxonomy places the organism in Eukaryota, Metazoa, Arthropoda, Insecta, Hymenoptera, Trichogrammatidae. Gene Ontology annotation, molecular function: DNA binding; protein binding; DNA-binding transcription factor activity.
UGUGAAAGUGUGAGUGUCGUCUGCUCAAUGUACGCGCACGAGCUAUAGCAAGUAGUGCCUGUUGCGUCGGGGAAGACCCGCUCUUAUCGAGGUUAUUAUCGGCGAACCACUUCAAAACGUGAUUACAUCGACGAUCUGUCAUUUCUUGCAAAAUUUAUAACGUGCAUUUUUACGACUUUUACCGAGAAUAGCGACGACGUCAUUUUUAUCAGGAAACCGAUAGUCGCUUUUAUACGAUUUUGGAAUCAUGAGUUCAGCAGGCUACAGUCCUGUCUCAAUGGGAAGCCAGACAAUGGAUAUGGAAGAUUUUCCAUCAGAAAUAAUAAGUGCUACUGAUGAUCAAUCUCAAAAUGUUGAUAUAAGCAUUUGCGAAAAGACUAAGAUCAAAAUUCUAGUUCAACCUAUUGAUAAAUUUCGCUUUAGAUAUAAGUCUGAAAUGCUUGGAACUCAUGGCAGUCUUUUAGGAGAUAAAGACAAUAAUCGUCACAAAAGAGAUGUCCCUACUGUACAGUUAUUUAAUUGUCCAUUCAAAAAGGCUGUUAUAAGAUGCACUAUUGUGACUGCAAAUGAAGAUAAAAGAUUCCCACAUGCACAUCGUUUAGUUAAAAAAAAUUCUUCAGAUGAUACAGAUGAUCCUCAUGAUAUAGAAGUUUCUGCUGAAAACGAUUAUACUGCAACGUUUUAUAACAUGGGAAUAAUUCACACUGCAAAAAAGCACAUUAAAGAUGAAAUUUAUAGAAAAAGAAGAAUGGAGUUAUUAGAAACAAAAAAAAGACAGGAUCCAAGUAAUGUUGUUAUUUCAACCCGAGAAGAAAUGAAGUUGCAAUCAGAAGCAGAGAAUGCAAAAAAUUGGAUGAAUUUGAAUUCUGUAGCACUCUGUUUCCAAGGGUAUAUACAUAGCAGUAACAAUGCAUUAAUACCAUUUACUGAGAAAGUAUACUCUCGACCCAUCAAUAACUUAAAAAGUGCAUUAACAGGAGAACUGAAAAUAUGUCGCAUCGAUAAAAGUUUUGGUUGUGUGGAUGGUAAUGAUGAAAUUUGGAUUCUAGUUGAGAAAGUUGGUAAAAAAAAUAUAAGGGUAAAGAUUUAUGAGUUAGAUGAGGAUACUGACAAUACAAUUUGGGAAGCUGAUGGAAAAUUUUCAGAAUUAGAUGUUCAUCAUCAAUAUGCAAUUAUAUUUAGAACUCCUCCAUACAAAGAUACUUCUACAACUGAACCAAAAGAAGUAUUUAUUAGAUUAGAAAGGCCAUCUGAUGGAGAAUAUUCAAAUAGUGUAAAAUUUACUUAUAAACCAUCUGACAAAAUAUUAAAUAGAAAACGACCUCGAUUUGAACAAAGUGGUUGGAAAUCAAAUAAUUUGGAUGAUCCAAAAUCUCUUAAUAUAAAUGCGGUAGAAAUGAUUAAACAUAAUCCCACUGAAACAGCCGCUGAAAUACAAAAAAUUCUUCAUGAAGAUUAUUCAGCUGACUUGGAAGCAAUGGAUCCUUUCUUAGGUGAAGGGCUAGAUAACUGGCUAGCUUUAUUAGCAAACUCAAAGAAUCCUAUGCUUGAUACUGAUAUUGUUACUGACAGUGCUGAUGUGGAGUUGAAACAUUCAGAGAGAUUUGCCGACAAUAUAUUAUUUGAAAUUUUAAAAAUUCUUCAAAUUUCUCAAAGUACCAAGCAAUAUAAAUCCGAUUCAUCAACUAAAAUACGCAAUUUAUUGCAACAAGUGACUUAUUAUGGUGACACACCAUUACAUUUUUCUUUACGUUAUAAUCAAUAUGAAUGUACCAAAAAUUUUAUUAGAUUAAUGGCAGUUGAUUCAACUUUGAGACCGAUAGCUAACAUUCAAAAUAGCAGUGGAGAGACUCCUCUCCAUUUUGCUGUAAGGGCUGAUCAGCCAGAAACUGUGCAAGCUCUUUUAGUUCUUGAUGCCAAUCCAAAUAUUGGUGAUGAAAAUGAUUACACACCACUGCAUCGGGCGAUUGUUGGUGGAUACAAUACUUGCUUAAAGAUUUUAUUGAAAUAUUCAAGCAAAUUAAAUCUAGAUUCUUUAUCCGAUUCUGGAUGGGCACCUUUACACAUGGCUGCUAAAACUGGAUCUUUAGACGCUGUUAAAGCUCUCAUUAAAUCUGGAGCCAAUGUUAACAUUACUGAUAACUCGUAUGGCCGUUCAGCUUUGCACAUUGCCGUGGAUCACAACCACUUACAUAUUGUUAAAUUUUUAGUGGAAAAUACAAAAAUUGAAGUUAAUAUGAAAAAUAUGGGUGGUAAUACUGCAUUACACACCGCUGCAGUUAAAAAAUGCGAGAUUGGUGAAAAGUUAGUUGAGUUACUAAAAAAACAUGGGGCUCUUUCGAAUUUACGUAAUAAUAGCGAAAAUCACCAGACACAGAAUGAGACAAGCAUCAACUUCGAUGUAACGCAAAACACCAAUGAUAUAGAUAUACAGGAUGAACACUCAUUAAUGAUUAAGAGCGAGGUAGAAAGCGAAGAAGAAGACGAAGAAGAUUCAUGUGAAGAGCCUGCAGAGCCUUUUUCGAAAGAUGCUCAAAGACUGAUGGAGUUAUUAAAUGCACCGCAACCAUACUUACGUCUAGAAGAACUAGUUCUCAAGGAAGAAACUGAGUCAUCGGACGACGAUCUGCCUUUACAGGAAAGAUUGAAUUUGAGCUUACCAGAUAAAGUUCGAAGGACUACUUCGAAGACGAGCUCUUCUUCCAAAACUGAGAUACCAGCUACAGAAAACCGUAAAAGGAAUGAUUCAAAAAUUCUAGUUAAAGCUGCCGAUCCAGUUUUAAUACAAAAGCAGUUAGAUCAGUUGAGGAAGAAUGAGGUAAAGUUUACAAAAGAGCACGUCAAUGCGAUCAAAGAAAUAUUGGAUAGUACAGGUGUAUGGGAAAAAUUGGCGCAUCACACGAACCAUGGCACGUUUAUACGCUUGUACAAGAAAACGAGUAGCCCAUCGACGGCAUUAUUCACGAAAAUUUUGUUACAGAUGCCAGAUACUUCGGUCCGCCAAGUAAAAAAAUGGCUCAUAGAUAUAGAAGCAUUCGAAGCUGCUUCGGCGUUAGAAGAAGUAUAAUUUUUUAAUAUCUUUAUUUUAUAAAAAUUAUUUUUUCUAAGUUUGUUUAUACUAAAGAUUUUUAAACUAUAAUUAUAUUUUUUAUAAUUUCGACUGUUGAAAAGUGUAAAUUUGUAUGUAUCAUAG